AUGGCUUGCCCGGUCUUCCCCUACGCUCCGCACGAGAUGUUCCACCGGGUCCCCUGCGCUCCGCACGAGAUGUUCCACCGGGUCCCCUGCGCUCCGCAUGAGAUGAUGAGGGCGCAACCGCCGGCGCCGGUGGAGCUGCGGCUAUCGGACCUCGAGAGGAUCGGCGACCUCGGCGAGGGCGGCUUCGCCAGGGUCACCAAGGUGCGCCACCGCGGCACCGGCGCGGUAUUCGCGCUCAAGGUGGCGUUCGACCAGGACCCCGCGGACGAGGAGGCCGAGGUGCUCCGCCGCGCCGCCGGGUCGCCGCACAUCGUGCGCUGCCACGCCCUGCUCCGCGGGCGCGGCGGCGAGCUCGCGAGCGUGCUCGAGCUCAUGGACGCCGGCUCGCUCUUCUCCGUCCUCCGCCGGCGUGGGAAACUGGGACUCCCGGAGCCGGCGCUCGCCGAGGUGGCCGCGCAGUGCAUCAACGGGCUGGCCCAGCUCCACUCCCGCGGCGUCGCGCACCUCGACAUGAAGCCGUCCAACCUCCUUGCCAACACUCGCGGUGAAGUAAAGAUCGCCGACUUCAACACCUCCAGGAUCCUCUACGGCGGCGCCGGCGAGCGCCUCCUUGUCUCCAUCACCGGCGGCACUAGCGCCUACUUCAGCCCCGAGCGGUUCGCGCGCAACGCCCACGCUGAGCCGCACGGCACCAUGGCCUCCGAUGUCUGGGGCCUCGGCAUCACCGUCCUGGAGCUGUUCUUGGGGCGGUUCGCCGUCCUGCCCGCUGUAGUGAAGCCUUCUUUUGAGCAGCUGAAGCAGGCGAUCUGCCACGGGGAGCCUCCGUCUGUGCCGGAGGAUGCAGAUGCAUCGACGGAGCUGCGCAGGUUCGUGGCCGCGUGCCUGCAGAAGGAGCCGAGGCGGCGCGCCACGGUGGCGCAGCUGCUCGGGCACCCGUUCAUCACGCGGCGCGACGUCGUGGUGUCGAGACGCGCGCUGCGGGAGCUCAUCGUGGAGACCCUGUAG
Phragmites australis (common reed) is the source of this 1005-nucleotide messenger RNA. RefSeq names its product mitogen-activated protein kinase kinase 7-like. Bases 1 to 1005 code for a protein of 334 amino acids. The transcript has a single exon. Gene Ontology annotation, biological process: protein phosphorylation. The record is from RefSeq and is a predicted model, not a curated record. NCBI's taxonomy places the organism in Eukaryota, Viridiplantae, Streptophyta, Magnoliopsida, Poales, Poaceae. Gene Ontology annotation, molecular function: ATP binding; protein kinase activity.